UUCCUCAUCCAUCGUUCUCUGAACAGAGGCCUCUGUAAAUGCACUCGCGCUCUGUCUGGGUGCAAUCUCAGAACAUAGGCUGCGUUUAGUCGCCAAUGGCGUCCCCUCAGCAAAAGCAAAUGGAGUUGCAGAGAAGAAGCAGAAGCAUCUCACUCCCACUGCUGAUUCUGUCGAUAUGGUUGCUUCCGACGGCCACGUUCAUCGGACCGGCGGAGUGCACAAGAAGAAAGAGCCAGUUUGCAGGCGCGAGCGCCGGAGAUGCACAGACGACGUUCCAGUACUCCGCCACCGCCUGCCGGGCGCACACGGCGUCACUGGCGGACUUCGGCGGGGUGGGCGACGGCGCCACCUCGAACACCGCGGCGUUCCGGGCCGCGGUGUCGCACCUUGGCCAGUUCGCCUCCGACGGCGGAGGGAUGCUCUUCGUCCCUGCCGGACGGUGGCUCACCGGGCCAUUUAACCUCACCAGCUCCUUCACGCUCUUCCUCCACCGCGACGCCGUGAUCCUCGCCACUCAGGAGAUGAACGAAUGGCCAAUCGUCGAUCCAUUGCCGUCUUACGGUAGAGGCAGGGAUGGUCCCGGUGGAAGAUACAGCAGUCUCAUCGGCGGAUCAAAUCUCACUGAUGUGAUCAUCACAGGAAACAAUGGAACGAUCGAUGGGCAAGGCGACUUCUGGUGGUCAAAAUUUCACAGCAACAGGUUGAAGUACACGAGAGGCUAUCUCAUCGAACUAAUGCACUCCGACCAGAUCCUCAUAUCCAACCUUACGUUGCUCAAUUCUCCCGCUUGGAACAUCCACCCUGUUUAUAGCAGCAAUAUUGUGGUUUCGGGGAUCACAAUCCUUGCACCAGUUCAUUCUCCGAACACGGAUGGAAUCAACCCUGAUUCCUGUUCCAACGUGCGCAUCGAGGACUGCUACAUCGUCUCCGGCGACGACUGCGUUGCCAUCAAAAGCGGGUGGGACGAGUACGGGAUUGCCUACGGGAUGCCGAGCCAGCACAUCGUCGUUCGGCGGCUCACCUGCAUCUCGCCCACCAGCGCCGUCAUCGCCCUCGGCAGCGAGAUGUCGGGAGGGAUCCAAGACGUGAGGGCGGAGGACAUCACCGCCUUCGGCUCCGAGUCCGGCGUCCGGAUCAAGACGGCGGUGGGAAGAGGAGCCUACGUCCGGGACGUGUACGUGCGGAGGAUGAACCUGGACGGCAUGAAGUGGGUCUUCUGGAUGACCGGCAGCUACAAGUCCCACCCGGACGACAAGUACGACCCGAACGCGAUCCCGGUCGUCGAGGGCAUCAGCUACAGUGAGGUGGUGGCGCGCAACGUGACGACGGCGGCGAGGCUGGAGGGGAUCCCGAACGCGCCGUUUAGAGGGAUUUGCAUCUCCAACGUGACGGUGGCGCUGGCGAAGCCGAGCAAGAUGCCGUGGUACUGCGCCGACGUGGAAGGGAUUUCCAGCGGCGUGACUCCACCGGCUUGUGCUCCGCUUACGGACGAGGGUGCCGUGGCGGAGCCGUGCCCGUUCCCGGCUGAUCCACUCCCCAUGGACCAACUCGCAUUCCAUCAGUGUAUAUACACAGCCUCGUAACGUUCCAUAAGGCUACCGCUUGGUAAACGAUGAUAUCUACAACUACAUUCCUGUUGACGUGGAAAGUCAAUAAUGUUUUUAAGUCAAA
This is a messenger RNA of Zingiber officinale, 1671 nucleotides long. RefSeq names its product probable polygalacturonase. The transcript has 6 exons. Gene Ontology annotation, molecular function: polygalacturonase activity. Lineage: Eukaryota; Viridiplantae; Streptophyta; Magnoliopsida; Zingiberales; Zingiberaceae. The record is from RefSeq and is a predicted model, not a curated record. Gene Ontology annotation, biological process: carbohydrate metabolic process. The coding region runs from base 96 to 1583 and encodes 495 amino acids.